CGGGCUCUUUCCACUAAACGACGUCGCUUCUCGUUUUACAGAGCGAGCCCGUUUGGAUCCAGGGCAAUGUGGGGGCCGGGCGCACAUGCACAGCUUCAGACGAGGAAAGAACUUCGAGGGUGAGAGGCCUCUGUCUUGUGGUCACCAUCUGCUCUAAUGCUGACAUCCGGAGCCGGGACCCAGCCAGCCCCACUUGAGUCCUCCAUGUCUGGCGUGGCACAAGAAUUGUAUAAUGAACUUCCUGUCAGCAUCUCCCCUGAGCUGCCUGCUGAGCGUGAGCCAAGUGUUAAUCCAGAUGCAAAACCUGAAGCCCCAAGCUCUCCGUUAGGAUCUGGCAGUAAAUUGCCAGCAAAGCAGCCCGAGACUCAGUUGGUGAAAAAUGGCGCUCAAAAACCCGAGACUCUGGACCACGGGGACAAAGCUGGGUGUCCUAAGCUGGCAGAAUCCACAGCCAGAGAACCGGUGGCUUCUGGAGACUUUGACAGUAAAGAUUCCAAAACGCGGGUCAUGGAGAAGCCAGAUUUGCCGAAUAGUGGGGAGUGGGAUGAAGGUUCUGGAAUUGUAAAAGUCAGGAAAGAAGACCCAUCUAAGGACCACCUUAAAGAGCAUUCCGUGGAUGCCGAGGAAAAGUGUUGUUCAAAUGAGGAGGAGCCUCUAAUGCAAAGAAGGACAGAAUUUCUCUCAAGCACAUGCUGUUCAGAAGGCCCUCUGAAGCGUAAAGGAGAUAAUCAAGGAAGCGAGCAGGUUACAACAGAAACUCCAUUAAAACCUAUUGAAGAAGUACAAGGUACCAAGGUCAAUGGGACUAGGACGAUUAAUAAUUCAGGAUGCAGGAGUGACAAAGUGAGUAGAGAAUGCCCAGCUGAGCCCGGUGAAUGCCCAGAUGUAGACAAAAGCAUGGCCACUGGUGAGGUUUCAGAAACCAGCACCUUAGUUUCCCCAGAGCCUUUAACCUUUGCAGAAGCUGGGUUAACAGAAGCACCUUCCGAAGAAGAAAAAGAAUGUGAAGCAGAAACAGCAAGUCCUCCCUGUUUACUGCCAGUAGGGGAUCGGAGUAUUCCUGCCCUGGAGAGUGAAGAAGAUUUGUCUAAAUCGAUCCUUCUCUCCGAAGCACUUGACAAUCAUCAACAAGAUCCUUUCCUCCAGAGUGAAGGCAGUCAUUCUGCCCCUGCAGACCAGACCAGUUCUGUGACUGUACUAUCUUUAAAAGAAAGCUGUUCAGCUGCCUGUUUUGCAUUAGGGGAAGAACAGCUCCUGCAUCCCACAUGUGAAGAUGGAAAUCUGCUUAAUGCUGUUGCUGAGCAACAAGAAGGCAGCAGAUUAGACCACUCUGGCAACGGGGAAACCACUGACACCUCAGAAGUAAUCAGCACAAGGAACCUCCCUGCCAGGCAAGAAAGACAAGAAGGCACCCACUUGAAGAACUCAUGUAUUCCUGUUGCCGAAUCCACCGAUAAAUUUUCAAAAGAAGAUGACAGAAUCAUUUUAGAAAAGCAAGAUCGUUUGAAAAAGCAAGAGUGCCAGAGGAAAAUCUGUACCAGCGGUACUCAUCAAGAUGAAGACCUCAAUGAAGGAAAUUUUUCAGCCAGCCACCAGAAGUGUUUGGAUAAUGGCUCUAAGCUAAAGGAAGCGUCUUCUAGUGAACUCCUCUUUCGAAAAGAGCCCCCUGCCAGUAUAGGGGCAGAAGAGCCACUCAUUACAUUAAUUAAAGUAGUGGAAAACAGUCGAGCCACUUCGCAGUUGGAAGCUUAUAAAAACACUGACCCUGAUGGCGGUCCUAAAUUAAAUGAAACUGGUAUUCCAGAAGUAGACAGACAAAACCUUACUAAUGAAAUGAGUGAGCUUUCUUCCUGCCCUGUUGAUUCAGUCUCAAGGGGGAUGAAGAGCACAGAUGCUUCAACUAGAGAAAAGUCUCCCCAAAACUCUGUACAUCUGAAAUCCCCGGAGGACUCACUCCUUCGUAACAGUGAAGAGUGGUCUGUAGAAAAUAGGUUAAAAGAAGUAUAUAAUGAAGGAAGUAUGGAUUGUAGCCAAAACAGUUGCCGUGCUUUAGAAGAUAGUAACAAAGUAAUCGGUGACCAGCAAGCCACCCUCAUCAAAGCAAAUAGUAUAAAAGACCAGUGUUCACCAGUUGUUAAAACUUGUUGCUUUCCUUCAAGUAGUCCCAGAGAUGAUAAUGUCAUACCAGUCAAUUAUUCUUCUGUAAAGGGGCUCGCCAGUAUAGAGACAGUUAUCGAUUCAGAGAGUGAAGACCCAACUUUAAAUAACAGGGAGACGUUUAACCAUUUCAAAGAGCUUUCUUUCAAGGAAUGUGAAGCUUCUCCAUCUGAAGUUAAUUUUGGCUACUCUGGUGGGGUUCAGCAUGUACCGGCUAGAACGUGUGUUGUCAGGGGCACGGGUUCCGUUUCUGAGACCAGCAGAAUCUUAUCAGAAGCUGAGAUUCCUUCCAAAUGGACACCUAAGCAUGCCACAACAUCCAGUGAACACUUCUGUGAAAGAACAGAAGACAGCUCAGAUAUCAAUACUCCUGAAACUAGGAACCAUACGAAGAACUCAGUAGAACAAAGUAACCAAUGCACUUUAGAGAAAGAUGACCUUGAGAGAAUCAAAGUUGAAGAUGAUGUUCAUAAAGAUCCCACCAGCAAUGCAAUGGGUGCACAUUUAGUGGUCAGCCAAGAGGUAAACAGAGCCAAGCUUUCUGCCUCCCCAGCUCAUUUCCUAGAAGGAGCAAAGGGAGAAAACCCAGAAAAUAGACAGACAGUGAAUGGGAAGAAGACUUGUGAAUUUAACCUCUCUAAGGGUGAUAUUUCAGAGAACAGCGAAUCCUCUGGCAUUCCAAGUCCUGAAAUGUUGUUGGACCCAUCUCUUCAGUUGGAAUUCUCAGGCUUUAACAAUGUGAAACAAGCAGAUGAAUCUAUUAUUCAGGUGGCAAAUUGUGGCCUUGAUGACCGAAGUGACCUCCUUAACCUUUCAGCUGCAUACAGAAAUGAAAAUGAAACAUCAUUAGUUAAGCAGUCUGACCUGAGUGCCUGUGAAAUAAAGCCGAAAUUAAGUGAUAUUAAAAGAGAGCAAGACACAGUUUGUUUUGAAGAAUCUACGGAAGGGAUAAGCCCUGUGCAGCAAGAAGUGCAAGUUGCUAGAGAUUUCAGUAGCAUGCAGCUGCCUUGUGCACUUUCGAAGGCAGAUAUUCAAGGAAACCUUAAAAGUGGGGUGUCGUGUGAAAAAUCAACAUUUGGCAAGGUAGAUAUUAAUCACCCAGAUUGUAUCAGGGAUAACUCUGAAGAAGAAACAUCAGAAGUAAAACAGCCCGAUUCAGUUUGUAGUAGGGCAAAGCAAGAUGAAUCUGCAGGGGUUCAGUUAGAUGAAACAUCAAGGCUCAACUGGCCUCAAAGAAAUGAAUUUAGUAUUGUAGUUGAAAGUAUGGUUGAGCGAGAUUCAGAUUUAACGGGUACUGUUUCUUCCAAGACUGAAUCUCUUGAAGUAAUACAAUCAUGGGAAGUAACAGAAUCACAUGAAAGAAGAACAAAAGAUUCUGAUGAUGAAUCGAUGUUGAAAAGUGCAAAAAAAGUAUGUGACAGUAUAAUAGAAGUAAAAGCUGAAAUGCCCAGAGACUCUCGUGUGUCUAAUAUAGAAUCUUUUCCCAAUCAUGAGCCAAGAAGAAAAAUUGGGGGUGCGGUUAAUAUUUUAUUAAACGGCCCUCAUCAUGGAGAAAUGCUUAAGAGCACACCUUCAGAAGAAAUGCCAGAAACACCCGACACAUCAGGUUUUCAUAAUCAUUCCGGUUGUGAUAAAGAAGAUUCUGUAGCGAUCUCUUCAAAAGAGUCUAGAUUUUCUGGUUGCCAGAUCGAAAGAACUGUUUCUGAUGAGAAUUCACAACUAGUUGAAAAUGAAGCUUCUGAAGUACCUUUACAGCCUUCCUCCUUGGAGAAGAAUUCGGAAACCAGUUUAAAUAGAAUCUUGAUUGAUAAAUUUGGACAGACAGGGUGUUCUGUACAAGCAGGUGACCGAAUGCUUUCUGAAAACUCAGAGGUUAAUGAAAAAUUGCCGGAGGAAAUGCUGAAAAGCACCACAGUCGAACUCUGCGUAGGCAGCAGAAUACCUUCAAAGAGUGAUAAUUUAGAAAUAGCUGGUGUACAUUUACCUUCUGAGAUUAAUUCGGGAAGCAAAGCAAAUAGGAAAGAGAUUGAAGGAACACAACUGGGAACAGUGAAUCAUUCAUCAAUUGAAGAGGUAGCUAGAGAAAGAAUCACUAGAGAUGACGAAUGUGAUAAAUAUAAGCAAACGAGGACAGGUAAAGACCCUGUCCGAAUUGCUUCCACCUGCGAGUCUCGGGUAGUAGACCAGAAGUCCACAAUCCCCGAGAAAUCUAAAGAACUGCAGCAGCAGACUGUGUUUAGUGCUGAGCCUUUCAAGCAGGUACCCGGAGAUAUAUCAUCAGCUGCCAAGGAGCCUGAGCAUCUUUUAGGACAGGACUUUUCUAGCAGGAGACACCGGAAACAUAAAAACAAUACUCUGAAGGAUAUUAAAAGGGCCAAGAUUUUCAAGGAUGAUGCUGCGUCAUGGCCUUUGAGGAUCAGAAGUUCAGAAAUGGCCUCUCUGGACCGUCGACUAGGUAAUUGCAUUGAUUUACCCGCAGAUCCUGGCCUCCCGGCUUCCCAGAUGAUACCUCAAAGCGACAACUCCGCGAGGGGUGACGAAAAUCCAGGUGCCUUUGCGAAUACCCCAAUUCCAGUAAAGAAACAGCCCAGUCGAAAAUGUAAAAAAGUUCCAUCUCAAGAGCAAAUCAAGACCAUAAGAAGAAAGAGAAUUCAAAGUUCAGGUUUUUUAAGAAAUUCUUCUGAAACGAUUCUUAAAAGAGAACACGAACUCUUUAGUUGCUCUCUUGGUGCAUCUAAGCUACCAGAAACAAAAGCAGAUACAGCCAUAAGCUCGAUCGACCGUAUGCCAAAGCAGAGGGCCACUGCCUGUAGCCUGUGGGCCAGAAGGAGACACAGGGACUCUACCAAAGAGCCGGCCCUGCUGAAGAAGUUGUCCGUCCUUGCCAGUAAACUACUGAAUCCCGCCAAAAACACCCACAAGGUAACGCCUUCGCAAAGUUCCUCCAGAGCUCUUCCAGUGGCCGAACGAUACAACCAGCUCAGAUUUAAAAAUCUUCUGGAUGUAUUUUCGUGUAUCAGUAUGCAGUUGGACUCUCCUCGGGCUGAUGAGAGGCGCAACAAAAUGCCUGACUUUCAGCCUCUGGCACUUUAUCCCACCGAAGCCAUCCAAAUACGCUUCUUAGACUUGAAUAACAAAACACCCUCGUUGCUUUUCGAUACCCCGAUCUUCCCAAUUUCCUUUCAUAUAAAACUGGAAUCCGAUCCCGCGGCCGAGAUUUCAAGGAUUGUUUCCGAGCACUGUGCACCUGCUAGACCUGCCUUAGGAGAAACCCCUGCAAGUUCACCUCAGCCUCCAAAAUGGAACUUUUCUUUUCUUAUGUCCCAAAGUUCUUCAGGGGCAGCCACUGUCAGGGAAGAAAUUGGCUUCGGCGGUGAUUUGCAGAACCCUGCUACCCGAGAACCCCCACUUCCUACUCAAGUCUGUAGAAGAAACACCAUAGCAACAAACAGAGCAACUUGCUCUGUGCUUGGCCUUCAUACCUUUUUAGCACUUUCCUCCCCUGGAUGUUACAGGAUCUGGACAAGAAGAAGGAACUUCUCCAGUCACACCCCUUCCAUCCAGAGGCUCUUCUUGACACAGUUUUCACAGGGCUUAAAGGGGUUAAGAUCUCCUACUUCCAUAUCAGAUGAUCUCUUCUCUUCACUGCCCUACUCCCUGGGAAGGGUCCUCUCCAUAUGGAGCCAGCAUGGUCCUCCUACCUGCCCCUUCAAAAUCACUACUCUCCAUUCCAAUCGCAGCGAGUGGCAGCCAAGUCUGCAGCCAAGUCAGACCGCCGAGAACAGCUUUGUUGUGUUACCACAUGUGCCUCCCCCAGGCAUAGAUGCUUCCAGCACCGAAGGCAAUAACAUGAGGCUGGAACCUCCAUUCUCUGCUCUGCUACCAAAGUCGUGUUUAGCUCCAGAACCAACUUUAAUAACACACAGACUUUCAGCCUCCAACUUCCAGGUUCCUCCAUUUGACGAGCUUGAUGUCUCCACUCCUGAGUGCCCCGUGCCACAAAAUGGUACCCAACAGAAAGAGAUGGAGCCCAAGAAGAAGCCCAAGAAGGUCUCUCAAAUCCGGAUCCGGAAGACCGUUCCUAAGCCAGACCCGAACCUCACCCCCAUGGGGCUGCCUCGACCCAAAAGGUUAAAGAAGAAAGAAUUUAGUCUGGAAGAAAUAUACACCAACAAGAAUUACAAGUCCCCUCCUGCAACCAGGAGUUUAGAGACCAUCUUUGAGGAACCCAAGGAGCGAAAUGGAGCACUCAUCUCGGUGAGCCAGCAGAAGAGGAAGCGGAUUCUGGAGUUCCAAGACUUCACCAUCCCUCGGAAGAGGAGGGUCCGUGGGAAAGUCAAGGUGAUGGGCAGCUUCACACGGGCCAAAAAGGCCGCACUGCAAGGCAGAGAGCUGGAUGCCCUUCUCAUUCAGAAGCUGAUGGACCUAGAAGCUUUCUUUGCUGAAGAAGAGGAGAGGGAGCAAGGAGCAAGUUGCUGAGAAGAGUCGGUUGGUUGGGGACGGAUGAGUUUCUUUAGGAUUUUGUUUUUAACCUCCCGGGGAAAGGUUCUGAAAAUCCCCAUCACAGAAUCCGCACUAUCCAGCUACCUAGUGCGCAAAUUUUGACCCUUCUGAAUGGACAGUGGAAUUGGGUUGCCUCCGUCCACUGUUGAGAGAACCUCAAGAAGGCUCUCCUUCCUCCCUGACCUCAACUGAUAUCCAACUCUCCUCCACAGUAAUGUCUCUGGGAGAGGGAAGGAGCCAGACCCUCAAUAACACUGGCUGUUUAGGACUUGGGGGAGAUUUUGCACGUCCAUUUAAAAGCCCAACAUGGUUCACGACAGUGUUUUUUAGUCCAAGUAUUUUAAUUAGAGGCAGCUUACGUGGGAGGUGGACGAAAUAGUUUGCUCUGGGGAUACCCCUAGCUCAUUUCCACAGGUGGAGAAAGACUUGGGGUUAUGUUUUUUAUUCCUUGAAUCCAUCUGCCCAAAUCCUGGUUCCGUGUGUGUCUUCCCACCCCAGCUUUUGGAGUUUUGGGUCAGUAGUACCGGAGAAACCUGAGAAAGUCCCUUUCUAAAUAAGUUGCACUUUUUAAUGUUUUGAAGGUAGAUUUUUUAAAUUAUUAUUACUGGUGCAUGUUGGGAGCCUUUUAAAUGUGAUUUUUGUUUUUUAAACUAUUAAGGCAGACUUCCAUAUUUUAAGCAGAUAGUUUUUUUUUCCAGUUUGUGGCAUGUUUGACCCAGUUUAUUGAUUUAUCAUCAUUAGGAACUGGAAACAAACUUUCCUUAUUCAUCAAUUUUUAACAAUCCUUUUGCCACCUGCAGAAUUGCCCCGGUAAAUGUUUGGGACUUGACCCAGAGAAUUGGGCUCCCACAGUGAAAUGGAAUCGGCCCUCUAAUAAUUUUAUUUGCAUUGGAUUAGAGCCGGGUUGUGGUGGGUUUUUUUCCCCUGUUCAUUUAUAAAAAAACAAGUAUCAGGUGAGAGUUUUGUCCCCAAAUUGAACUCAAGACAGAUGUGUAACUGAGCUGUACUCAAUGAUGGGGGGGUUGUGGAAGAAUUGCCCCCCAAGACUGCACUAAUGGGAGAGCCAUCUGCUUCAAGUGUAGGGUCAGGGAUCAUUAAUGGCUUAAGAUCCACUAAUAAUUAUUAGUCAUGGCGCCAGGAAAUCAUGCAUCCGGCCCACUCCAGGGGAGCUGGGCUGUCCUCCGGCUGCCUUGUUAGAUCUUACUUGAAAUGUCCUAGAGGCAGCACUGGCCGUUAGUUGGUAGUUCAUUGUUCAGAGCCUGUGAGUGUCUCCCGGGUAAUGUCCACUCUCUAAGUCAAUUAAGUCCCCAGUUUUUAUUCCUCCUCCGCUUCAGCUAAGUACUGUUCUCCUCCAAAGUGACUUUUCCUACCUGCAUGCAGGACAAGCAAGAGCGCUCAGAACUGCUAUUCCUGAGGUCACGAAGUGGACCUGGUUUCCUCUUAAAUCUUCGGGAGGCUCCAAUGUUGAGGACUCAUGGUGCUAUAGAAUGACCCUGCCAGAGCCCAAAGACAGUUAUGAUCUGUCCAUCUGGAAGCCCAACCAGCUUAAAUCCAGUUUUUCUUCUGUCCCCAGCCUUCAGCUGGGGCUCUGAUCCCCUUGGGCCUUUCUUUUGUGGGUUGACCGACUGCCAUACUGGGGAAACUGGAAGAAUGAGGAGGAUAAAAUGUAGAGGCCUUGUUCUUCUUGAGUAAAGGAGGAUAGGACUCUUUGUGCCCAGGAACCGUAGCAUUUUUGCUACUGAAGUACAAUCCCACAAGAGCAUCUAUGUAACCCCUCCAGAUCUCCAUCUUUCUAGGUCAGGGUUCCGUCCUCAACACUAAAGCUCAUCCACGGUCCUCCUGUCGGGGGGAACUGGCCGGGCCAGGAAGCGGUUUAUUGUCUUUUCAAGAUGUCUCCAGCAAGGACCUGCUAAGACACCUGGUACCCAGCGAGCCACUUCCUGCUCCAAAUGGCCAGAUGUCUCUUGGGGUGAUAUGGUCCAGCUUGUGAGCGUGUGUGGGCAGCUGUGACUACACGUGCACGUGUCACGGGAGACGUAACUCACAGGAUUGCUUGGGGAUGGAACUCCUUCGGUUGGUUUGAUGUAUAGUAAUGGGGAAGGAGGGAGUAAUCUCAGGUCCAAACAGGGUUCUGCCUCUCAUCUUUUUCUCAAGGUUUUUAUUGUCUGUUUUAUUUUUACCUCUUAACCAAACUAUGUUUUGUCCCUUUCAUUUUUCCUGGCUUCAUAACUUCAUUUUUCUGGUAGUCGGAACGUCCGGCACCUCAUUCCUCCAUUACAAGAGACUGUGUGUAUUUUUUUUUUCCUUACUGACCUUACCUUCGGAAAUUUCAACAGAGUGAGGUGCAGUAAAGAGAUAUGUAGCAUUUGCCUUAUUCAGAGCUGGAAUGGCUCAGAAAAAUCAUGCUGUGAAUCCCAAAACAUGCUCCUCUGAGCUGUGAAAAUCCUGAUCCUUCAUCACGAUUUUGCCUGAAGGGUUCUCUCGCAUGGUGCAGCUGUACUUCGGUUAGCUGAAUUCUAAACCAUACCAUCUUAACAAUAUAAACUUCUGGCCUGAUCCUCAUUCUGCCAGGGGGCCAAGGUACAGGCUAUUGUUAGCAGCAGCCUUAGGCUGCUUUAGAUGCAGCGUAGCAAGAGCUCAAAGCAGGAGCUCUCAGCCUCCAAGCUUGUGAUUUCAUCUCACGCCACAUCAUGGGUGCAUAGAGAAACCACGGAGGACCAACUUUUAGGCAGCCGCCUUGUGUGCCCCAUCCGUCCCCCCUGAGUAAACAUUUUGGUUUUCGGUAAGGUUUCCUCUGAGGUCUGUCGAAGGUCCUCGUCCGAACGGUGUCCCGAACAGCUGGGUCCAGAGCGUGUAGAAAAAAAUUGACAGAAGUUGCCGGUGUUCUUUUCUGGGUCUCCUCCCAUCAGGGAGCUCUGCCAAGUGAACUGAACUCCUUAUUUACAUCAUAAGCUAACAAAAAAAGGCUUCAUUUGACCAGAAUCCAAUUUCAAUAUUUCCACCUAAGCCCCGAGCCAAACGAGCGGCAAAGGCUACUCGGCGCAUGCUUCCGUCCAUCCAGCACUGUGUGUAAAAUGGAUGCUUGUAAGAGUUUUCACAAGGCCAGCAGCUGCCCGAAUAAAGUGCUUCUGUGAUGUGAUAAAGAGUUCAGUGAAAUUUGUACAUUUUUGGGGUCACAUGGACCUGAGUCAUUCCCCCGCAGUUUUCAUUUCUGUUUGGUAGUUUGUGACUCAAAUUCCCUCUGUUGUGUGUGUUAAUUUAUGGAAAUAAAUUUUUUUUUGGAAACCUUUC
Molecule: messenger RNA, 9951 nt
Organism: Ornithorhynchus anatinus (platypus)
Lineage: Eukaryota; Metazoa; Chordata; Mammalia; Monotremata; Ornithorhynchidae
Gene: PRR14L
Product: proline rich 14 like
Exons: 10
Coding region: 157-6636 (2159 amino acids)
Source: RefSeq, a predicted model, not a curated record